AUGGCAAAAACGCAAAUAUGGCAUAAACGCAAAUAUGGCAUAAACGCAAAUUUGGCAAAAACGCAAAUAUGGGAAAAACGCAAAUAUGGGAAAACGCAAAUAUGGGAAAAACGCAAAUAUGGGAAAAACGCAAAUAUGGGAAAAAUGCCAAUAUGGGAAAACGCAAAUAUGGGAAAAACGCAAAUAUGGCAAAAGCGCAAAUAUGGGAAAAACGAAAAUAUCGGAAAAAGGCAAUUAUCGAAAAACGCAAAUAUCGAAAAAACGCAAAUAUCGGAAAAACGCAAAUAUCGGAAAAACGCAAAUAUCGAAAAACGCAAAUAUGGAAAAAAAGCAAAUAUGGGAAAAACGCAAAUAUGGGAAAAACGCAAAUAUGGGAAAAACGCAAAUAUGGGAAAACGCAAAUAUGGCAAAAACGCAAAUAUGGGAAAAACGCAAAUAUGGGAUAAACGCAAAUAUGGGAAAAACGCAAAUAUGGGAAAAACGCAAAUAUGGGAAAAACGCAAAUAA
Molecule: messenger RNA, 507 nt
Organism: Schistocerca cancellata (South American locust)
Lineage: Eukaryota; Metazoa; Arthropoda; Insecta; Orthoptera; Acrididae
Exons: 1
Coding region: 1-507 (168 amino acids)
Source: RefSeq, a predicted model, not a curated record